Lepus europaeus (European hare) is the source of this 5104-nucleotide messenger RNA. It is a transcript of the gene RMDN2, whose product is annotated as regulator of microtubule dynamics 2. Bases 229 to 1488 code for a protein of 419 amino acids. The transcript is spliced from 12 exons. NCBI's taxonomy places the organism in Eukaryota, Metazoa, Chordata, Mammalia, Lagomorpha, Leporidae. Gene Ontology annotation, molecular function: microtubule binding. The record is from RefSeq and is a predicted model, not a curated record. Gene Ontology annotation, cellular component: mitotic spindle pole; spindle microtubule; cytoplasm.
CCCCGCGGGAGGAGGCGGGAGCCGCGGGCCGAGCAGCGCGGGCUCCACCCCCGGCGCCUCCGCCAUCUGGGUCAGGAAGCGGCGGCCGCGGCGCCGGACUUCGGGACCCGCGGGCUCCAGGACUCCAGUCCGCCCGCAGCGUCCCGCCCGCCCGCCCGCAGGUCCGGGUCCCGGGGAUCGGGCAGGCAGAGAGGUCAGCGCAGAGAACACAGAAGCAGAAACCAAGAAAUGCCUCAUUCUUCAAACAAAGAACUGAUAUUCGGCAUCAUGGUAGGAACUGCUGGCAUCAGCUUGCUGCUUUUGUGUUACUGCAAGGUCCGUAAAUCAAGGACAACAAUGAAUUUACCUAAAUUUCUUUCUCUGAGUAAUACAAUUGAUUCAAUAACUUUGCAAGAUGAAAUGCAUAAUGGCCAAGGGACGAUAGCAGUCUCUCAAAGAAGGCAACUUCAGAUACUGGAAAAGUUGAACGAGUUACUGACAAAUAUGGAAGAACUCAAGGAGGAAAUCAGAUUUCUUAAAGAAACCAUCCCAAAGCUGGAGGAAUAUAUACAAGGUGAACUUGGAGGGAAGGUAGCUGCUCAUAAGAUAAGUCCUCAGCACAGAACAAGGAAAAGAAAGGUCACCACAGUUCAAAGUUCAGCAACAAGUAACAGUUCAGAGGAAGCAGAAAGUGAAGGCGGGUAUAUUACAGCUAACACUGACACAGAAGAACCGAGUUUUCCUGUCUCUAAGGCACUUAACACACAUGUAGAGGAAUUAAGUUUAGAUGUCCUUCUUCAGAAGGUAGAUCAUUUACGUAUGAAUGAGUCUGACAAGCAGGAGAGUUUUGAACUACUUUGUGACCACAAAGAAAAGUUUAAGGAUGAAGUAGAGUUUAUGUGGCGAUUUGCUCGUGGUUAUGGAGAUAUGUAUGAGAUGUCUACAAAUACACAAGAAAAGAAACAUUAUGCCAAUAUUGGAAAAACUUUAGGUGAAAGAGCUGUUUCCAGAGCACCUAUGAAUGGACAUUGUCAUCUGUGGUAUGCAGUUUUGUGUGGCUAUGUAUCUGAAUUUGAGGGUUUACAAAACAAAAUCAACUAUGGGCAUUGCUUCAAGGAACAUUUGGAUAUAGCAAUCCAGCUUCUACCUGAAGAACCCUUUUUGUAUUACCUCAAGGGAAGAUACUGUUAUACUAUCUCAAAACUCAGCUGGAUUGAGAAAAAAAUGGCUGCCACUCUGUUUGGAAAAAUACCGUCUUCAACUGUACAAGAAGCUUUGCAAAACUUCCUUAAGGCUGAAGAACUACACCCUGGUUUCUCUACAUCCAAUUACAUGCACUUGGCAAAGUGUUAUAUUGAUCUUGACCAAAACCAGGAUGCUUUGAAGUUCUGUGAUUUGGCACUAUUGCUUCCUAGUGUUACAAAAGAGGAUAAAGUAACACAGAAAGAAGUGAAAAAAUUAAUGGCUUCUUUGAAGAGAGCCCCAGCAGAACAAGAGGAAAUCUGCUAAAAUGGAAGCAAGAACAAACACCAAACAGUGAAAUUAUUUAUGAAGAACGGUGAAAUUAUUGAUGCUUUAUAAAAAAGUUAUAGGGUCAAUGCCCCCAAAGAAAGCAGCUUGUAAAUGAAAAGAAGAAAUGGGGCCAGCAUUGUGGUGCAGUGGGUUAAGCUACCGUUUGCAAAGCCAACAUCUUGUGUUGGAGUACCAUUUUGAGUCCCAGCUGCUCCACUUCCUUUCUAGCUAAUGUAGCUGGGAAGACAGCCAAAAAUAGCCCAGAUGCUUGGGUCCCUGCCACCAGGGAACUCGUGGAUGGAGUUCCUGGUUCCUCUCUUCAGCCUAGCCCAGCCUUGGCUGUUGCAGCCAUUUGGGAGUGAACCAGCAGAUGGAAGAUCUCUCCUUAUGUGUCUCUGUGCUCCAUCCCUUAUUACUCUGCCUUUUGAAUGAAUAAAUAAAUCCUUUUUGAGAACUAGUAGCCAGAAGGUUAAAAUCCAGGUGAGACCAUGUCACUUUUCUUUGAACCAAAAUAAAGCAGAAGGAACAGGAUGACGUUGAAGAUAAAGCCUGCUGUGGCAGAUCAUCCACAUCCAUUUGCCAGAAAAAAAUUAAUUUUAUUCAUGUCCUGGUUGAAGGGGACUGAUAAUUAACAGCAGAAUCAUUUGCCAACACUAUAGACAUCUCAAUUGGUUCAUCUUACACAAUUCUGAUGGAAAAAUUAAAGUGGAGCAAACUUUCUAUUCAAUGGAUGCCAAAUUGUUGCACCCAGAUCAGCUGUGGAGAAGAGCAGAGGAGCUUUCGAUGAAAAUUUUACACAAGCAUAAAAGAUCAUGAAGCAUUUCUUCAAAGCAGUAAAAGAGAAGAAACAUGGCUUUACCAGUAUGAUCCUGAAGACAAAGCACAAGCAAAGUAAUGGCAACCAAGAGGUAGAAGUGGUCCCAUCAAAGUGAAUGUAUAUCAGUACAGAGCAAAGGUCAUGGCAACAGUUUUUUUUGGUAUACUCAAAGCAUUUUCUUGUUGACUUUUUGGAGGUCCAAGGAGAACAAUAACACAGGCUUAUUAGGAGAGUUUUUUAUUAGGAGAGAGAUUUUUGAAAAAGCCAGAACUUUAGCAGAAAAAUGCUCAGGGAAGCUUCACCAGAGAUGACUCCACUACAAUAGUACUUCUGCUUGCUCCUCUCAGAGAAGGGCAAUCUUGCCAGAGUUUUGUGGGAAACCACUAGGCAUCCACUUUACAGUCUUGAUUUAGCCCCCUCAGAUGUCUUUGUAUUUCCUAACCUUAAAAAAAAAUCUUUAAAGGACACCCAUUUUUCUUUAAUUAAUAAUAUAUUUUUUAAAAAGACUGCGUUGACAUGAAUUAAAACCCCAGGAUCCUCAGUUCUUUAAGGACAGACUAAGUGGCUGGUAUAAUAACUUACAAACAUGUCUUGAAUUUGAUGAAAUUUAUGUUAAGAAACAAACCUUUUUUUUAUUUUAAUCUUUUAAUUCCAUUUUGCAUGAACAUUUUGAAUCCCAUUGUAUGGUUUUAGAAAUAGAUAGUUCUGAUCCAGAACUCUGAAUAUACUUAUUUUCUGAAAAAUCAAAGUAUAGUACAGUUUCUCAUAAGAGAUUUAAGAGGUGACAGUGUUUCACUAAAAUUGUAGCCAGUGUGCUGUCCAUGUAAUUUCAAUGUUAUCUUCCUCAAAAUCCAUGCCACUUCUCAAGUGUGACAAAAAUUUGUAGGAGGGGGAAGCUUUUCAUUUGGUAAUAUUUUUAUACUUCCCAAUUAUAAAAAAACAAAAGAUGGACUAUAAAGACAACCCUCUACACCAAACAGACUUCUCAUUUUACCAAUAAAUAGAUUUUCAAAGAUUAUUUAUUUGAAAGUCAGGAUUACAGAGCAAAAAGGAGAAACAGAUAUCUUCCUUCCACUGGUUCACUCCUCAAAUGGCCACAAUAGCUAGGGCUGGCCCAGGCUGAAGCCAGGAGCCUGGAAGUCCAGGUCUCCCAUGUGCGUGGCAAGGGCCCAUGCACUUGGGCCCUCCUCCCCUGCUUUCCAAAGUGCAGUAGCAAAGAGCUGGAUCAGAAGCAGAACUGCCGAGACUGAAACCAGAACUCAUAUGGGUUGCCAGCGUCAAAGGCAGUAGCUUAAUCUGCUACACCACAAUGCUGAGCUCCAUUAUUUAUUGAACAGUUUAGCCCUGAUUUAUAAAGACCAUGGUCAAGGUUAGAGAACUGUGCUGGAUUAACCAGGACUGAGUUUUGGAAUCUCAUGUCUUCUGCAUUCUUCUUUGAGCCUAGGGCUAUUCACUUUUAGUUGGCUGGAGUCCAAUGUGCCUGGCAUGGAAUAGGGGCUCUGAGAAUGUUAAUACUUACGCGAUGUAUGCCUAUUCUAAGUGCUUUUCCUAUGCUAACUCAUUUCAUCAUCACAACAACCCUGGGAGGAAGAAAUCUUUCUUAUCAUACCUUUUACAGAUAAAGGAGCUAAAGCAUGGGAUAGUAAAUACACGCCUAACACAGUGAGCAAGGAAUGUGAACUUGCACAGAUUACUCUAGGGUCCAUGUAGUGCUGGGAGCAACUGCACACUCUCACCAGCAACCAAGGGAUUGGGGAUGUGGAGAGUAAGAGACAGUAGAAGGAGAGCAAAAAAUAAAAAAGGAAAGGGAAAAAAGUAAGAGGGAUUUAAAAGUAGAAGAGGGCCCUAUCCCCCUCUUUCCCUCUUUCUCUGUAACUCUGCCUUUCAAAUAAAUUUUUAAAACUUUACACAAUAAAACUAGAGAGGAAUGGUAAGAAAAAUAAGGAGAAAAAGCAAAUAAUAAUCUUAGGGUUUUUUGGAUAUUAGUAUACAUUGUCUAGUUUCAAUUCAUAAAUUUUCAACAACUAUUGUGUAUCUUUCUUCAUAUAUCCAAUCUCCUAAUACCCCACCCCCUUGCCAAGAUAAGGAAAGAGAAAGAAAAGAGGUGGUGAAGCCUGAUUUUAAAGACUUGUCUACAUGGUCUGUGUGAGUUCGGGAGUGCUUCAUUAUGGAUGUUAUGAUCUGGUGCUUGGACACUUGAUAAUAAUAGUUUAUUUCACACUUAAUACACGGUACAUUUUAGAACCAAGUAAAGUUCGUAUCUUGAAGUUCUGAGAGUUUUGGAACUCUCAACCUAUAUUUUGCUUUAGCUUCCUAGAACCAAAUUAUAAGUUUUGGCUUUUAGAAAAUAUAUAUUGUAUUAAAUAGAAUUGACCGACAAAUAACUACAUAUAUUUAAAGUGUAUAAUUUGAUUGUGACAUAUGUGUAUACCCAUGAAGCCAUCACUGCAGUCAGUUUUCCUCACCUCAAAGCUUUUUCAUGGCCCCUUUUUAAUCUCUCUCUGUGAUUCUGUACACUCCUCCCAGUGCUUUCUGUCAUUAUGGAUUGCAUAUUUCUUAAUUUUAUAUAAAUCAAAUUAUUUACCAUGUGCAUUUUUCUGUCUAACUUCUUUUACUCAACAUGAUCAUUUGAGAAUUCAUCCGAUCUAUGGCAUGUACUAAUAAACAUUCCUUUUUGUUGCUGAAUAGUGUUGUAUUAGAUGGAUAUACCAGUUUGUUUCUCUACUCACCUAUUGUUGGAUAUUUGAACUGUUUGCAGUAUUUUAUUUUGAAAAAUAAAUCUUCUAUGAACCUUCA